AUGAAACUAAAUAUAUUGAUUUUAUCUCUGUUAAUAGUUGGAGCUAUUUGUGUCGAUGACUGGAUUGACAAUAGCAAAAACUACAAGCCCUUGAUCAAGAGUGAAAUGAGCUUCAACUCUGAACUUCCCGAAAACUUUUUCUGGGGUGAUGUUGAUGGAGUUAACUACUUGACUGUAACUAAAAAUCAACAUAUUCCCUAAUACUGUGGUUCAUGCUGGGCUUUCACUGCUACCAGUACUCUUUCUGAUAGAAUUAAAAUUGCCAGAAAAGCUGCUUUCCCUGACAUUUUAAUUUCUCCUUAAGUUUUGAUUUCCUGCGAUGACUUCAGCAAUGGUUGUCACGGUGGUAACAUUCUUACUUCUUACUAAUGGAUCGCAUAAAACAACAUUACUGAUGAAACUUGUUCUCCUUACCAAGCUUAUGGACACGAUAACGGAGUUGGAUGUUCCGCAUAAAUUAAAUGUAAGAACUGUUUACCAGGUAAAGGUUGUUGGGCUUAAGAUAACGCUAAGAUUUAUUCAGUUGAAGAACAUGGUCAAGUUAAUGGUGAAGAAAAUAUGAUGUAAGAAAUAUUCAAUAGAGGUCCUAUUGGUUGCGGAAUCGCUUCAAAUGACUAUUUAAGAUAUAACUACACAGGAGGUAUUUACGUCAAUACUACUGAAGUAGACUACCAUAAUCACGCUAUCUCUGUUGUAGGUUGGGGUGUUGAAAAUGGAACCAAGUACUGGAUUGUCAGAAACUCUUGGGGAAGCUAUUGGGGUGAAAAGGGCUACUUCAGAUUAGUUAGAGGUAUUAAUUCUUUGAAUAUCGAAAGUGAUUGUGCAUGGGCUGUUCCUAAAGAUACCUGGACUAAUGAUGUUAGAAAUACUACUGCUAGCAACACCAACAGCUAAUCUAACUUCAGAUAAUUACAUGAUUGUGUUAGACAAGAAAAUAAUCAAAAAGACCAAGUCAUUCUUAGUCCUCUUCCUCACUAAUAUUUAAAUGGAGCCGUUCUUCCUAAAAGCUGGGACUGGAGAAAUAUUUCUGGAGUUAACUAUCUCUCAGUCACUCGUAACUAGCACAUUCCUUAAUACUGCGGUUCUUGCUGGGCUCACGGUACCACAUCUUCUAUUGCUGAUAGAAUCAAUAUUGCUAGAAACAGAACUUUCCCUGAUAUUGAAUUAUCAGUUCAAGCCAUUAUUAAUUGUAAAGCUGGUGGUUCUUGCAAUGGUGGUUAACCCAUUUCUGUUUACUCAUUUGCACAUAAGAAGGGUGUUCCUGAAGAAUCUUGCCAAAACUAUGUUGCUAAGAAUCCUUAAAAGUUCUCUUGUUCUGAUAUUUAAAGAUGUAUGGAUUGCACCAAGCCUGCUCCUACUAAUACUACAGUUAACCCUGGUAGAUGUUGGGCUGUUGAUAACUACGAAAACUGGAAGGUUGGUGAAUAUGGCACAGUUUCUGGAGCUGAUAAGAUGAAGGCUGAAAUCUUUGCUAGAGGUCCAAUUUCCUGCGGUAUUGCUGUCACUAAUAAGUUCGAAGCUUACACUGGUGGUGUUUACUCUGAAAAGAGCCUUACUCGUAUCAAUCACGAAAUUGCUGUUGUUGGUUGGGGUGUUGAUGAAACCACUAACACUGAGUAUUGGAUUGGUAGAAAUUCUUGGGGUACUUACUGGGGUGAAGAUGGUUUCUUCAGAAUUAAAAUGCACUCAGAAAAUCUUAAAAUUGAAACUGACUGCUCUUGGGGUGUUCCAGUUGUAGAAAAAUGA
Messenger RNA from Tetrahymena thermophila SB210, 1746 nucleotides. Its product is annotated as papain family cysteine protease. The record is from RefSeq and is a predicted model, not a curated record. The transcript has 4 exons. Gene Ontology annotation, cellular component: lysosome. Gene Ontology annotation, molecular function: cysteine-type endopeptidase activity. Lineage: Eukaryota; Ciliophora; Oligohymenophorea; Hymenostomatida; Tetrahymenidae.